UGGACUCUGUGAGGGUCACGGAGGCGGGUAUAAAUCUGAGCUGCUGCAGGUUCACAGACGCUCACAGGAAGAGACACACAGACAGACAGGAUGGACGUGAAGCUGCUGUGGCUGACUGUUGUUCUUCUCUCCUCACCCCUCCUCACACUGUGUGACCCGCUGUUUGUUCUGUCUGCUCCUAAUUUGCUGAGAGUGGGUUCCUCAGAGAACGUGUUUAUCGAGGCUCAGGAUUACUCUGGAGGAGCUUUUGAUGUAAAGAUCAUAGUGAAGAACCACCCAAGGAAAGACAAGGAGAUACUGUCCAAAACAGUGAGACUGACGGCAGAAAACAAUUACCAGAUCCUUACAGAUAUAACGAUCCCUGAUGAUCAGAACUUCUUCUCUGAUGAUCCUCUGGAGAAGCAGUAUGUGAAUCUUCAAGCUCAAUUUCCAUCCAAAAAUAUGGAGAAAGUGGUCAUGGUCUCAUUCCAGUCUGGAUAUAUAUUUGUACAGACAGACAAGCCCAUCUACACGCCUGCUAGCAAAGUUCAGUACAGGAUUUUCUCUCUGACACCCAACCUGAAACCCCUCAGUCAGUCUGGAAUCACGGUGGAAAUCAUGAAUCCACAAGGCAUCACAGUUUCAUCAGAGAAGAUAUAUACAGUGAAAGGAAUGAAGUCUGAAACAUACGCCAUUCCUGAGGUUGCCAGUUCUGGGAUCUGGAAGGUGGUCACUCGGUACACAAACACUCCUCAGAAGAAGUUUACUGCAGACUUUGAGGUCAAAGAAUAUGUGCUUCCAUCAUUUGAAGUCAGGCUAAAACCCAGUAAGUCGUUCUUCUAUGUGGAUGAACAGAGUCUGACAGUCGACAUUGAAGCCAAGUAUCUGUUCGGACAGAAGUUGGAAGGAAAUGCAUUUGUGGUGUUUGGUGUGAUGGACGGUGAGAAGAAAACAAGUAUUCCUGCAUCUCUUCAAAGAGUUCAGAUAAGGAAAGGAGCAGGUACUGCACAACUGACCAGGGAGAUGAUCACUAAAACCUUUCCAAAAAUUGACCAGCUGGUUGGACGAUCAAUCUAUGUUUCAGUCAGUCUUUUAACAGAAAGUGGCAGUGAAAUGGUGGAAGCAGAAAGGAGAGGCAUUCAGAUUGUGACGUCACCAUACACCAUCCACUUCAAAAAAACACCACAAUUCUUCAAACCUGGAAUGCCCUUCAGUGUCUCGGUGUAUGUAACAAAUCCUGACCAGACACCUGCUGAAAAUGUGGAAGUGGAGGUCAAUCCUGGAGAGGUCAGAGGACAAACAAAAGCCAAUGGCAUUGCGAAGGUUACCGUCAACACUGCAGGAGGAUCUUCCACACUGGAGAUCACUGCAAAAACCAAAGAUCCACAAUUAAGCGAUGGACAGCAGGCAGAGAAGAAGAUGACGGCUCAGGCUUAUGUUCCCAAAGGCGACUCCAAGAAUUACAUGCACAUUAGCAUUGAUGCAGCAGAGCUUCAAAUCGGUGAUUCAAUGACAGUCUAUCUGAAUGUGGGACAAAGUCCAGGAUUUAAAGAUCAAGAUUUCACCUACAUGAUCUUGAGUAAAGGUCAGAUCGUUCAAGCAGACAGAUUUAAGAGGAAAGGACAAGCUCUAGUGGCUCUGUCUCUACCUGUAACCAAAGACAUGGUGCCGUCCUUCCGCUUCGUGGCUUAUUACCAUGUGGGCUCGACUGAGGUGGUGUCUGAUUCAGUCUGGGUCGACGUGAAGGACACGUGCAUGGGAACGCUGAAGCUUCAGGUUGAGGACAAGGAAAAUACCUAUGGCCCGGGAGAUGAGGUCAAGCUGCAGAUAACUGGAGAUCCUGGAGCUCAAGUUGGGCUGGUGGUGGUGGACAAGGCUGUGCAUGUCCUUAACAAGAACAGACUCACUCAGACUCAGAUCUGGGACAGAAUAGAGAAACAUGACACCGGCUGUACGGCAGGAGGUGGAAGGGACAGUAUGGGGGUUUUCGGUGAUGCAGGUCUGAUGUUUGAGUCACACACUGCAGGAGGAACAAACACCAGAACAGUUCCUGAGUGUCCCGUCCCUGCAAAGAGAAAACGAAGGGCUGAGAGUAUCCUGCAGAUCACUGGUACACUAGCUGGUAAAUACUCUGGUGAACAGAAGCAGUGCUGCAUUGAUGGGAUGAGAGAGAAUAAACUCGGCUACACCUGUGAACGAAGAGCCACCUACAUUAUAGACGGGCAAGAGUGUGUCAAAGCCUUCCUGCUCUGCUGCAAUGAGAUGAAAACCCGCAAAAACAUGAAGACAGAAGAGGAGGAGCUGAUUCUGGCUCGUAGUGAUGAUGACGAUGAUUAUUAUACAGACUCUGAUGAUAUUGUGUCACGUACUCAGUUCCCUGAGAGUUGGCUUUGGGAGGAGAUUGAUCUAUGUGAGAAUUGUCCAGCACCAGUCACAGAUAAAGUGAUCUACCUGAAAGACUCUAUUACUACAUGGCAGGUCUUGGCUGUCAGUCUGUCACCAACACUUGGCAUCUGUGUGGCAGAACCUGAGGAGAUUGUCGUUUCUAAGAGUUUUUUCAUUGACCUCAAGAUGCCUUAUUCAGCUGUGCGCGGAGAACAACUGGAAAUCAAGGCCAUUAUUCACAACUAUACACCAAAGAAGCAGAAGGUGCGAGUGGAGUUUAUGGAGGCAAAAGAUGUUUGCAGCUCUGCCAGUAAGAAAGGCACACACAGAACAACAGUAAACGUUGACAAAGGCUCCAGCAUAGCAGUUUCAUAUGUGAUUAUUCCCAUGACACUGGAUGAUCAUCAUAUUGAGGUGAAAGCUUCAGCAUAUGAUUCUGUUCACACUGAUGGAGUGAGAAAGACCCUGAAGGUGGUGUCGGAGGGUGUACUGGUUCCAUUACAUAGACAAAAUGUGGAGCUCAAUCCUGUUAAGAAUGGGGAAAACCCUAUAUUGGUUAGAUCUGAAAUACCACGUGAUCAGGUUCCAGGCACAACUGUCAACACCUACAUCGCAAUUACUGGUGAAGAGAUCUCUCAGACAGUUGAGCAGGCCAUCAGUGGAGACUUUAUGGGUCGCCUUAUUGUCCAGCCCAUUGGAUGUGGAGAGCAGAACAUGAUCUACAUGACUCUACCUCUUACUGCCACUCAUUAUCUGGACAGCACCAAUCAGUGGGAGGCUAUUGGCAUGGAGCGCCGUAAUGAAGCUGUUAACCAUAUCAGCACAGGUUAUCAACGGCAGCUGGGUUACCGUAAACCAGAUGGAUCCUACGCAGCCUGGAUAGACAGGCCAAGCAGCACAUGGCUGACUGCUUAUGUAGCUAAAGUCUUCGCCAUGGCCAGUAAUUUAAUUACUAUAGAGGACAAUGUGCUCUGCAGCGCCCUCAAGUGGCUGGUUCUCCACAAACAACUGCCAGAUGGUUCCUUUAAAGAGGAAUCACCUGUAAUUCACGGAGAGAUGGUGGGUGACGUACGAGGCAAAGAUGCAGAAGCCUCUCUGACGGCCUUUGUUGUGAUUGCAAUGCAAGAGGGCAGAGAGAUUUGUGCUGGAGCAGUUGGUAGUCUGCAUGAAAGUAUCAGGAAGGCUGUUGACUUCUUAGAAGGUCGAUUUCCAAAACUGACCAAUCCUUACGCUGUUGCGAUGACGUCCUACGCCCUGGCCAAUGCUGAAAAACUCAAUAAAGACAUCUUGAUGAAACAUUCCACCCAAGGAGAAGCUGGUAGGUUUUGGAAUGUCGCUGGACAGCAUUAUCACUCACUAGAGGCGACGGCCUAUGCUGUGCUGGCACUUGUGAAGGCCAAAGACUUCGAUAAAGCAGGAGAGGCAGUGCACUGGCUGGGCAGACAACAGUCUCAUUAUGGCGGUUCUAGCACCACACAGGCAACCAUCAUGGUGUUCCAGGCCGUGGCAGAGUAUCGCACACAAGUGAAGGACCAACAAAACUUCAAUCUGGAUGUGGAGCUGGUAGUGAUAGGAAGAAACAGACCUGUCAGAUGGACCAUUGUCAGAAAUAAUGCGCAUCUUACGCGGUCAGACAAGGUGGAGAACCAGGAUUUCAGUGUAAUUGCUAGAGGAACUGGAACAGCCUCUCUCUCAGUUUUGACGCUGUACUACGCCAGACCUGUUGGGAAGAAGUCUGACUGUACAUUCUUUGAUCUGAGUGUAAAAAUGGAAAAAGACUCUGAAACAAAACAAGGAGCCAUUGAAAGUUACAGAUUCACAAUGGAUUUCAUCUACAAAAAUGAUAAAACUGAUGCCACCAUGACUAUUCUGGACAUUGGCAUUCCGACAGGAUUUGAUGUUGAAGAAAAGGAACUUAAAGAGAUGUCCAAGGGGAAGGAGAGAUACAUUCAGAAAUAUGAAAAAAAUAAAGUACUCUCAGAGCGAGGAUCCCUCAUCCUCUACUUGGAUAAGGUUUCUCAUAAACAGACAGAAAGAAUUUCCUUCAGAAUGCACAAGAUGUUUGAUGUGGGUCUGCUUCAACCUGCUGCAGUCAAAAUAUAUGAAUAUUACUCACCCAAUGCACGUUGUACAAAGUUCUAUGGCCCUGAUAGGAAAGAUGGCGCUAUAUACAGACUGUGUAGGGGAGACCUGUGCCAGUGUGCAGAAGAAAACUGCACUUACCAGAAGAAAAACAAUGUAAAUGAAGACGAGCGUUUGGUUAAAUCCUGUGAAACUGGCAUGGAUUAUGUUUAUAAAGUCACAGUGAUGGGGAUGGAUCUGGCACAUGACUCUGACAUCUAUAACAUGACAGUGGUGAAGGUGGUGAAAGAAGGCACUGAUGCGAAUGUUGAGGGGAAAGUCAGAUCAUUUUUGGCUCGUCCCAGUUGCAGAGAACAUUUAGGAUUAGAAAAAGGCAAGUCGUACCUCAUCAUGGGCAAAUCCGUUGUCCUGUCAAAGCUAGGAGGAAGUGCACGGUACAUUUUGGGAGAGGAUACCUGGGUUGAAUACUGGCCGACAAGAGAGGAAAGCCAAACUGAAGAAUACAGGGAUCGGUACAUCGGCAUCAGAGAAGUCGAGAAUACGUUCCGCGACAAUCAAGGAUGUACCACAUAAUUACAUAACACCUAUUUGUUGAUUAUAGAAAAUUAAACAUUAUCUCUUGAAUACUCUCAAUAACUCUUAAAAAUAUUGUUUUAGCCAAAAUACUUUGUUGCAAAAAAAAAAAAAAGUUGACUAAAUGAAACUGAAAAAUGGUAAUUUUGGACUCUUUACUAAUUAAUCAUGGUGUGAUAUACAGUGUCUGGCAAUAAUAUUGUGAUUUCUUUCUCUUUAUUCGUUCUCAAUUACAAAUCCAACAUUAUAAUUUGUUUUCUAUAAUAUUUUGAAUCUGUAAAAAUCAUAAGAGACUUUGCAGGAGAAUUUCUGAAUAAACCUGCCAUAAUUCAGGUUGUGAAUCUGAAAUCUGAAUUUGUAUAAAUAGAGGCUAAACAUUAUUCCAAAUGAAUAAACCGGAAACUAAUCUCUGGAAUGAUACCACUGAGUUGUCUGCAAUGAGGCCAAAAGUAAAAAAAAAAAAAAAAAAAAA
Molecule: messenger RNA, 5491 nt
Organism: Megalobrama amblycephala (Wuchang bream)
Lineage: Eukaryota; Metazoa; Chordata; Actinopteri; Cypriniformes; Xenocyprididae
Product: complement C3-like
Exons: 41
Coding region: 91-5019 (1642 amino acids)
Cellular component (GO): extracellular region
Molecular function (GO): protein binding; endopeptidase inhibitor activity
Source: RefSeq, a predicted model, not a curated record